Messenger RNA from Pisolithus orientalis, 1151 nucleotides. RefSeq names its product CRAL-TRIO domain-containing protein. The transcript is spliced from 9 exons. NCBI's taxonomy places the organism in Eukaryota, Fungi, Basidiomycota, Agaricomycetes, Boletales, Pisolithaceae. Gene Ontology annotation, molecular function: phosphatidylinositol transfer activity. The record is from RefSeq and is a predicted model, not a curated record. The coding region runs from base 106 to 1074 and encodes 322 amino acids.
GACGUGUCUAAUACUAUUCUCACCAGGCUGUGUGCUACAUGAGCGACCUCCCGCUCUCCCUAAUAUUUCGGACUUGGACGGUUUAGCUACCUCUGCUGACUGGAGAUGGCCAGGACCACUAGCAUCCAUUUAUUUCCAGAGCCGGGCACGGUCAUUAGACCUAUCCACGUUUACUCUGAAGAGCAGACCGCUCAAAUAGAGGAACUUCGUCAGUAUGCACACACUCUCGUUCUUCCGGAGUCAGACUCAUACUACAACUGGGAACUCCGGUGGCUGAACAAGCCAGACACUAUACCCCGGUACAUGCGGGCUGCCAAGUGGAAAAUGAACGACGCGCAGAAACGAAUAAAAGGGACACUCGAAUGGAGGAGGGAAUUCAAGCCUGACCUUAUUCCCCCUGACGAGGUCAAAAUCGAGAGCGAGACCGGUAAGAUUCUCUUGAAUGGAUUCGACAAAGACGGACGUCCCAUCAUUUACAUGCGUCCUGGUCGUGAAAAUACCGAAACGAGUCCACGCCAGCUGAGGCACCUUGUGUGGUGGUUAGAACGGGCAAAGGAUAUGAUGCCUCCAGGUCAAGAGACCCUCGUCAUUUUUGUGGAUUAUAAGACAGCAACUCUUCGCACGAAUCCCUCUGUAUCCGUUGCAAUUAAGGUCCUCAGCAUCCUCCAGCAACACUACGUCGAGACAUUGGGACGUGCUAUCAUCGUCAAUCUCCCCUUUAUCCUCAAUUUCUUCUACAAGGGCAUUGCACCUUUCCUAGACCCCGUCACGCGUGAUAAGAUGCGUUUCAAUCCGGUCGUCACGGAACUUAUUCCCGAGUCUCAGCUGGACUCCGAAUUUGGAGGAGAUUACGAAUACGAGUUUGAUUACGAGUCGUACUGGAAGCAGGUUGUAGACCACUGUGGAAUUGCUCCAGACGGGACACGGCUACCGGGAUAUUUCGAUGGACCAAAGUCUGCAAUCACCGCUCCCGAGAAUGGUGUGGUUCCAACUACGGUAGACCUUGAAGGUGUCUCUAAGGAGAAGGACACAGAAGCAAGGCAUGAGGCUCUAGAAGAGGAGGCGAUAUUCUAGUAUAGUCAAGGAAUCGUAGAUAAGAUGUCCAUAGAAGUCGCUCUUACUAAUCAACAGUAGACUAGAAUUCCCAUGUG